AUGUCGUCAGUAAUAAAGUUUCUCAAAUCAGUGUCUACGAAAAGCAUCACUAAAUCCUCAGCAACCUCUCUAAAGUGGAGUGACAUACGAAGGAACUAUGGAGACAAACCCAAGGCAGGCUCAUCGUCAAAACAGGUUAUGGUACAAGGAACAGAAGACAUUCGCGUGCGCGUGCGCCGAGCUCGGCCUGCUGAUAUACCUCGCGUGCUUCGAUUUGUAAAAGACCAUUCCCGACUCGCCUGGCCCGGACUGGUCGGUAAAAUCCCAGAAACGAAUAGUCACAUCGCGAUUUCUGAUUAUGUCGCGAGAACAUUGGCUCAAGGUCAUUCGAUGCUAGCAGAGCAACAAGAAGCAAAGCGAGGCUGGUCGCAAAUCCGAGGCCUUGCUCUCAGUACCUCCGUAUGUCCGUGGGAUGCCACCAUGUUGGAGAAAUGGGCUCGGUGUGUGAGAUGUACUCGAUCAAGGAAGCUGAUGCUGUUCACUGCUCACUGCUUGAGAGCGCCGGGCUUACAUGAUAAAUACAGAGUGCAUAACAUAAUGCAGGUAGUAUUGAUGGUGCCACCUAACGCUCCUAAGUCUUCAGAAAUCAUCCAAAUGUUGGCGAAGAACUCAAUACAGCGCGGUAGAGACUUAGGCUUUCAAGUGCUACGUUUCGACGUAACUGACGACCCUGUAGCAAAAGUACUGGACAGUUUACAACUAAAGAAAGAAUACGAAUUUAACUACGAAGUAUUACCAAAUGCUAUAAAGAUAUUUUCAGACGAUACAAGCAAUAACGCAUCUGAUGCAAAGGAAGGAAAAAAUAUUAUAGUCUACACUGCAUUCACUCACGCUGAUAAAUCU
Messenger RNA from Brenthis ino (lesser marbled fritillary), 843 nucleotides. NCBI's taxonomy places the organism in Eukaryota, Metazoa, Arthropoda, Insecta, Lepidoptera, Nymphalidae. The record is from the annotation of a GenBank genome assembly.